GGAAGGCGCCCUCUGUGCAUCUCUUUGUCUCUCUGGCCGCCUCUGCCUCCAUCUCUGUGUGUCUGUGUCUUCGUCCCUGUCUCUGACUCUGCGUUUCGGCUUGGGUGUCUCUCUCCUACCCCCUGUCUCUCUGUGUCCUGUCUGUCUCUGCCUCUCGUGUCUCUCUCUCGGCAGCGCCCUCCCCGUCUCUGCCUCUCUGAGUCCCUAGCUCGCUCCCUCUCUAAAUCUGUGUCCCUAUAGCCCCCUGCUAUAGGGGGGCUGACUCUCCCUGCAUCUCCCUCCCCUGUCUGUGAAUUUCUCUGCGUCCAUUUCCGGUCCUAUCCCUCCGGUCCCUGGCUCCCUGCCGUGCUUCCUCUGGUCCCGAGUCUCCCCUUCAUCUCCCGCCGGGCCCUCCUCCCUGUGGCCACCUCCUCCUGUGGUCUCGCGGGGCAGGGUGGGCGCCUGGGCGUGCUGCGCGCGCCCUCAUGUGGCCGGCAGGGGCUGCGUGUGAGCGCCAGAAGGGGAGUGCUGGGGAGCGGGGGACGCUGGUUUUCGCGGUGACACCGGGAAAUGGCGUGUGACACCUGGAGGCUGUGUGAGUGUGUACUGCCGGGAGACGGCGUGCGACAUCUGGAGAGUGUCCCGGCCCAGAGCAGCAACAGCCUCAACUCCCGCGCGUCUUUUGACCCCUUCCCCGCCGCAACCAUGUCCAACAACAUGGCCAAGAUUGCCGAGGCCCGCAAGACGGUGGAACAGCUGAAGCUGGAGGUGAACAUCGACCGCAUGAAGGUGUCGCAGGCAGCAGCGGAACUCCUGGCUUUCUGCGAAACGCAUGCAAAAGAUGACCCGCUGGUGACGCCAGUACCUGCCGCGGAGAACCCCUUCCGCGACAAGCGCCUCUUUUGUGUUCUGCUGUGAACCCUCCAGACAGCUUACCCUCCCCUGCCAAAGUAUGGAUCCAAUAAACUUGGUAACUGUG
Rhinopithecus roxellana (golden snub-nosed monkey) is the source of this 958-nucleotide messenger RNA. It is a transcript of the gene GNG8, whose product is annotated as G protein subunit gamma 8. Gene Ontology annotation, biological process: G protein-coupled receptor signaling pathway. The record is from RefSeq and is a predicted model, not a curated record. Bases 550 to 897 code for a protein of 115 amino acids. Gene Ontology annotation, cellular component: heterotrimeric G-protein complex. The transcript has 4 exons. Gene Ontology annotation, molecular function: G-protein beta-subunit binding. Lineage: Eukaryota; Metazoa; Chordata; Mammalia; Primates; Cercopithecidae.